AUGUCUAAAAAGAAACUGAAGAAAUUAACUGGAAAGGAAGACAGUUUGGAUGGCUGGGAUGACAAAAGCACUGAAGACAUAAGAUCUUAUAAUUGUAUUAUGAAAGGAGAGACAGAAUUUCGGAGAUUCAAAACAGAGAAAGAUGGCCAAGAGGAGAAGCAAGACCGAAGUUCUAAUAGUUCUUAUGGCACUGAUGGAAAAUCCCAAGGAAAAUCUUCAAAUAGAAGCAAAACCACAGGCAAUUCUUUAAUCCAAACUGAAAAGCAAAAGAAAGUAGUUAUUGAAUUUAAAGCCAGAGAAAUUAAACAUGGAAAAAGUACACGCACUCCUGAUGUAGUGACUACUACCAAAGAAAGUUACAACAAAAGUCGUUUUGAUGGGACAGAAGGAAAAAGACUCUGGCAUAGCUUUGCGGUGCAAAGGAACAAGGCACUGAAGAAAAAGACAGAGAAAGCUGAACUUUGUAAGCUAAAGUUAAAAGGAGAGCAAACUAUGUUGGAAAAAUUUAAGUCAUCUGUGUAUGAUUCACAUGUACCAUAUAAAAAGGCAAGUGGAAAAAAAUUGAGUGAAGAUGUCAGAAGUCAAAAAAAGCGCUCUGACACCUCUACAGGGACUGUGCAUGAUAAUAGGUCUCUCAUAAAGAAGCCAAAUGUAUUAUCUAGGACUUGCGAAGAAGAGUAUGAAGAUGAAUAUGAAGAGUUUUCUAAGAAAAAUCAGCAUGUGAAUAAACGUACACCCUCAUGCUAUUUGACUGAAAUACUACAAGGAUGGGACUCUUGUAAACAGAAGAAACAGGAUGCUGAUUCUGAUAAAGCUACUGGUAAUACAGGGAAUGAAAAAAGGGACUUCGAAGCCACAGCAUUAUGUUUUAAGCAGAACUUCAUGGUUGGCUGUNNAUCUGACUCCUACCAAGAAGGUGAGGACACAAAGUCCGUCCAAAAGAGCUUUGAAGUCUUUCCACCUCUUCAACACAGUCAGAUCCCUGAAACAGACGAAGAGAUGCAGAUAGUUGAAGAUUUGCAUGUUGCCCGUGUUCAGAAGAGGAUGGUGCUGCCUGUAGUACAGACUUGUGGAGAACUUACGAGUAUGGAAAUAGAUCUUCCAGAGCAGGAUUUAAACAUUUCUGCUGAGGCUUUUACUUCUGGUUUGAACGUACUAGUGGUGAUUGACACAAAUAUAAUGAUUAGUCACCUUGAGUUUGUCAGAUCCCUGAAAUGUGAGGAUAUACCAGGCGUUGGAAGACUUGCAUUAAUAAUUCCCUGGGUUGUUCUGCAAGAGUUGGACAACUUGAAGAAGGGGAGAAUGUUGCAGCAUGUUCGGGACAAAGCUAUCCCUGCAGUCCAGUUCAUCUACAUGUGUCUCAAAAACCAAGAUUCAAAAUUGUGGGGGCAAUCCAUGCAGCUUGCUUCUCAAAAAAUAUAUGGCCUGAGUGAUGAGAACAAUGACGAUCGUGUUUUACAAUGUUGUCUGCAGUAUCAGAACCUCUUUCCUCAAGCUGUUGUCAUACUCUGCACGGAUGAUAAAAAUUUAUGUAAUAAAGCCACUGUGAGUGAGGUCAAGGCAUUCUGCAAAGCUGAUUUGGUUACUGCUCUACAGAAUCUGAAUGUAAACAUGCAGCAGAACUGUAUUGAGUUACAACAGUCAAAAUGUGAUACAGAACUCAAGAAAACAGCAAGAGGUGAUUCUAGUCUUACUGCACGAUGCCCAGAUAUACUUCCAGACCUUGAAAAGAACUUAGGAGAAGCUUUAUCUUGUAUUCUGGAGACUGAAAUGAAAAUUGCGUUUGGAAACCUAUGGAUGGAGAUACUGUAUCUGAAGCCACCAUGGACAUUAGCAAACUUGCUGAAGUGUUACAGAAAACACUGGGUGGCUGUUUUUGGCUAUAUUGUGCCAAGGAGUUUACUUUCAACCAUUGAAUGUCUCUAUAGAUACCUUUGUACAG
Molecule: messenger RNA, 1942 nt
Organism: Nestor notabilis (Kea)
Lineage: Eukaryota; Metazoa; Chordata; Aves; Psittaciformes; Psittacidae
Gene: SWT1
Product: SWT1 RNA endoribonuclease homolog (S. cerevisiae)
Exons: 13
Cellular component (GO): nucleus
Source: RefSeq, a predicted model, not a curated record